GUUUCAUGCUUUCUUUCAGAUGAUUCUUCAAGCAACUCCCAGAGUCAAGCACUUUGGGAUCCAGAGGAAACCUUUGCCCUUAGAACCUUCUGUACUUCUAAGGGAGGCUAAUCGGCGGAGGGCUUCUCUUUCAGUUGGAAAUAUGUUUGAAAUGUUAGAUGGUCGUCCAGGAUUUACUGAUGGCUCAGGUUUAGAAUCAUCUUUGAGGGCAUCGCCUUCAAAAGGAAAUGUGAGUUCUAUGUCGCGAACCAACUCUUCUCCAGGAAACUUUGAGAGCUCAGUUGAUCGACCUAUGAGACUGUCAGAAAUACAUGUUGCUGAUGAGCAUGCUUUGCACAAAACAAUUUCUGAUCCUGAUUUAUGGAAGUCUUUAUCAUCUGUAGAGGACUUCGAGCAAAAGUAUCUGGACCUAACAAAAGGUGCUGCUGAUAAUUACCACCGUUCUUGGUGGAGAAGACAUGGAGUUGUCCUUGAUGGUGAGAUUGCAGCUGUCUGCUAUAGACAUGGAAAUUAUGACCUAGCUGCAAAGUCAUAUGAGAAGGUUUGUGCUCUUUACGCUGGUGAAGGAUGGCAGGACCUUUUGGCUGAAGUUCUCCCAAAUUUGGCUGAAUGUCAAAAGAUCCUUAAUGAUCAAGCUGGCUAUCUAUCAUCUUGUGUGAGAUUGCUAUCACUUGAUAAAGGUUUAUUCUUGACUAAGGAACGUCAAGGUUUUCAGUCAGAGGUUGUUCAGCUUGCACACAGUGAAAUGAAGGACCCUGUGCCCCUGGAUGUAUCAUCAUUAAUAACAUUCUCUGGAAAUCCUGGCCCACCUCUGGAGUUAUGUGAUGGGGACCCUGGUACAUUAUCAGUAACAGUCUGGAGUGGCUUUCCUGAUGAUAUAAGUCUUGAUUCACUUAAUCUUACUCUGAUGACCACGUCUAGUGUUGAUGAAGGAGUUAAGGCAAUAAGGAGCUCCUCCACUAUAAUACUGAAGCCUGGUAGGAACAACAUUACUCUUGAUCUACCACCACAAAAACCAGGUUCCUAUGUCCUGGGGGUUCUUACUGGGCAAAUUGGGCACUUAAUGUUUAGAUCGCAUAGUUUUUCCAAAGGUGGCCCUGCAGACACUGAUGAUUUUAUGAGCUAUGAGAAGCCUACAAGACCUAUUUUAAAGGUCUUCAAACCGAGAGCUCUAGUUGAUCUUGCUGCAGCUGUUUCAUCUGCUUUGUUAAUGAAUGAACCUCAAUGGGUUGGACUUAUAUUGAAGCCUAUUAACUACUCCCUCAAAGGUGCUGUCUUGCACAUAGAUACUGGUCCAGGACUUAAGAUUGAGGAGUCCCAUGUUAUUGAGAUGGAAAGCUACACUAAGGUUAUGCAGAGUGAUGGUAACACAUCACAUGUUCAUGAUACUGGAGAGGUAUGCUCUUCUGUUGCUGAAGAAUUUAAGCAGUUAACACUAACAGAUGGUAAGAUAGAGUUGCCAGACUGGGCAAGCAAUAUAACUUCUGUAUUGUGGCUUCCAGUCCGCGCCAUUGAUGACAGGCUUGCAAGAGGAUCAUCUUCAGUCUUCCCUCAGACACAGAGUAUUGUGGAUGGCAUGAGGACAAUAGCCCUGAAACUUGAGUUCGGAAUAUCCCACAACCAGACAUUUGAAAGGACAGUUGCUGUACAUUUUACUGAUCCUUUCCAUGUCAGCACUCGUGUUGCAGAUAGUUGCAAAGACGGAACUUUGCUUUUGCAGGUGAUACUACACUCCCAAGUGAAGUCCACAUUGACCAUCUAUGAUGCCUGGUUGGAUCUUCAAGUUGGAUUUGUUCAUAUAGGAGAAGGUAACGGGAGACCGACUUCAAGCUUCUUCCCGCUUGUCAUAUCUUCGUCAUCCAGAGGAGGAAUCCUGUUUGGGAUACGCUUGGGGAAUGUUACUACUGGAGAUGAAGAUGAGUGCUUGCAUCCAGACAGUAUAUUAAACAUUCGAUAUGGAAUCUCUGGCGAUAGAACUGUUGGAGCACAUGCACCAGUGGCUGUGGAAAACUUGGAAUCUGUUGGUGAUAAACAGGAUUUUCUCUUCAGGAGUGCACUUGUUCUACAAAGGCCUGUGCUUGAUCCAUGUCUUGCAGUUGGUUUCCUUCCUCUUCCUUCUGUUGGCCUAAGAGUUGGGCAGUUGAUCAGCAUGAAAUGGAGAGUCGAGAGGCUGAAGGAUUUUGAGGAGAAUGCAGAUUCCAGUGACAAUGCUGAGGUGCUGUAUGAAGUCAAUGCAAAUCCUGAGAACUGGAUGAUUGCUGGGAGGAAGCGAGGACAUGUUUCACUGUCCACAAAGCAAGGUUCAAGGAUCAUUAUCUCAAUCAUUUGUGUGCCACUGGUGGCUGGAUAUGUUCGUCCACCUCAAUUAGGUCUUCCCAAUAUUGAUGAAGCAAAUAUAAGCUGCAACCCUGCUGGGCCUCACCUGGUCUGUGUCUUGCCUGCACCUCUGAGCUCCUCAUUCUGCAUUCCAGCAUGAUUACAGUGCAUCCUUCCUUUAUAGUUCCUGUGUUUGCAGCCAGAUUUCUAUUUUUCACCUUGUAAUUUGAUUUGUUUUUCACUUUUUAGCCCUCUUGGAUCCUUCUGAUCUAUCUGUGUAAAUCCUCCUAACCCCACCCUCCCCCCAAUUUAGAUAAUAUCCAGCAGUGUAAUACAGUGUUAAAUUUUGACUAGUCUUUUUUUUUCCACAAUUGAAUUCAUAUUUUCACCAGAUCAUGAUAAUAUUAAGGUAUUUGAAUUUAAGUUUUCA
Molecule: messenger RNA, 2746 nt
Organism: Macadamia integrifolia
Lineage: Eukaryota; Viridiplantae; Streptophyta; Magnoliopsida; Proteales; Proteaceae
Product: trafficking protein particle complex II-specific subunit 130 homolog
Exons: 11
Coding region: 20-2476 (818 amino acids)
Biological process (GO): intra-Golgi vesicle-mediated transport; early endosome to Golgi transport
Cellular component (GO): TRAPPII protein complex
Source: RefSeq, a predicted model, not a curated record